Messenger RNA from Blepharisma stoltei, 2346 nucleotides. The record is from the annotation of a GenBank genome assembly. Lineage: Eukaryota; Ciliophora; Heterotrichea; Heterotrichida; Blepharismidae.
AUGAACUAUGCCUCUACACUAGUUGUAUCGAAAUUUCAGAAAAAAGCUGAUGGAUGCAAUACGUGUAGCAGCUUACUCCCCUAUUGUAAGUGAACAAAAAUUUUGUUCUCUCAUGGUGUUUUUUAUUAAAACAAUCUAUAUAUAAAUUUGGUAGUCAAUAUAUUUUAGGUAAUUGAAGGCAAAAAUUAGUUUUAUUAAUAUAUAAUUUAUGUUUUAAAGUACAAGUUGUUUAAAAUUCAACAGAUUUGGCUAAAGAUAUAUUAUACAAACUAUCGCUUAUAUAUCAAAAUAUUUUUUUAUCAAAAUUUUUAUAUUAUAAAAACGUUUUGUUCUUUCAUGGUGCAGAAAAGUUUUUAUCAAAAAUAGGGAUUUUUCCAAUUAUUUUGUUCGCUCACGGAGUGGGAGUUAGAAAUUCUGAAGAACUUGGCUUGCAAUUCUACAUGUUUGGCUGAUGCUUAAUGCUUAAUACUUAAUUAAGAUUGUUGAAAAGCUUCGUAGGCUCAAGGUCGAGCCUCUUUCACCUCUAUAACGCUCCACCUCUGGCUUGCUAGUCCGAGCAUGGCCUCUCACUGUGUUGCUCCUUAAGGGAGAGGGAUUGGACUUGCUGCCCGUAAGUUAAAGGCUCUGGGUCAUCAUGCCGUACGUCGACAGGGACUAAUUUCCAGAAAAUUCGAGAAACGAAUUUUCUGGUCACCUGUUGGCCAAGAUGGAAAUCCAUCUUGAAGAACCACUGGUGUUGCUCGGACACCCCUUUCCAACCUGGAUGUGAAGUAUACGUUCCGCUAAGCCGGAUAUUGCGCUCCACCAAACCAAGUAAACCUGGCCGAAUAGUUAUUACUGAGCGCCAUCCUCCCUCUCUACAAUUUCCCUUUAUCUCCCCCAGCUACAGGUGCCAAAAGGAUAAUGUAUACAUGUCUUGCUGAUACAAGAAGUGAAAGAGAAAUGAUCGCCCAAAAGCUGAUAAAAUCGCUAGACCAAAACUUUGAUGUUUUUCUAGAGAAAGGCUUGGAUCAUAAGCAUAUGAAUUACCAAGAAAGAGUAAAUAGCAUUGAAGAGAAAAUAAGUGAAUUGUACGAAGAAAAACGUAAUAAUAAAUCUGUAGGACUGAGAAGAUAUGAAAAUAAUUUGCAGAGCAGUUCUCUAGUAGAUAAGAGACUUAGGGACUUAGAGCAGAAAAUGAUAGAUCUUGAAUAUGGGUUGAGCUUAAAUGUCGCAGAGCAUUAUGAUAAUUUUGAUACCGCUCAUACAAUUCCAUUAGAGGUAAAUGAGUUUGACCCAGCUGUGGGACUGUAUCAUGACGAUCUUAAUGACCAACUUAUUACUCUUGAAAAAUUAAAGCAUCUGAAUAAUUCACAUGAAGAAUUAAUCAAUAAUUUAUUUGAAGAAUCGAACUUUGAGCAAAAAAUGAUUGCUUUUAAAGAGGAAUGAGAUGAAUUUAAGUUAAAGAGUCACAAAUAAAAAAUGGAGAGUAUGAAUUAGGGUCCUUGUCCCCUAAGGUCAUCCUAGUGAGGGAAGUUCAAACUUUCUGAAGGAUAUUCGCGCUGGAACUGCUUCGGCAGUUCCUUGUGUGCUUGAAUCAAGUUCAAGAAAGGAAGAGAGACUCGUCUAGGUCAUAGGCUACUGUAACGGUUAGACGGUUAGGCCAAUUCCACCUACGUUGUUCAGAGCUGUUAGCCAGUGAUGGAAUUCAGGAAGGAUGGGCUUGGUUUCGUUGGUCCUAAGCUAAGUGGGGGUCAACGGAGAGUUAUCAUAAUCUUAAAUCUUAAAUCUUAAGUUAAAGAUUGAUACCAUCAAUAACCAAUUGAAAAAUAUUCAAGAAAUGCAAGAUGUGUUGUAUAAGAAAAUCAAAGAUCACUAUGAUUCAAUAGCAGAAAUAAAAGAAAAGCUUAGUCUUCUAUAAAAAAAAUUGCUUGCAAAUUGAUAGAGCUAUUUAUUUAAAAAUUGUCAAUUAAUUUGCAUUUUAUUUGUUAGCCUAAUAUAAAAAAUUAUAUCAAUUAUAUGCAAAUAUUUUAAAGCAAUUCAUAGUUAUUUAUGCCUUUUAUAUAACAAUUUUUUACUAGUUCCUGGAGGCAGAUUAAUUAGAAAAAAAUGAAUUUAUCUAUUUCUUGUUCAAUCUCGUAGGGUAGGAUUAAUAAAAUGAAAGAAAAAGAAAAAUCAUUCAAUACUUUAAGCCUAAAUUCUCUUAUAAAUGCAGCAGAAAACAUCUUUAAGGGUUAUCAUUCUUUAAAACACUACCAAUCCCAAACUAAAACAAAUUUAAAUAGCCACCUUAAGCUACUACAAACGAUUCCUCAGCUAAGAAACAAAGCUCAAACUUUCUCGGCCGAAUUAAGUAAAUUAAUGUAA